Molecule: messenger RNA, 1935 nt
Organism: Solanum verrucosum
Lineage: Eukaryota; Viridiplantae; Streptophyta; Magnoliopsida; Solanales; Solanaceae
Product: protein HESO1-like
Exons: 10
Coding region: 163-1851 (562 amino acids)
Biological process (GO): RNA 3'-end processing
Molecular function (GO): nucleotidyltransferase activity
Source: RefSeq, a predicted model, not a curated record
UAAAAUAAAAUAAUAAAAAAUAAAAAACGCCAAAGUCCAUCACAUCACCCCCAAUUCACCGGCGGCGAGCGAGCAACCGAAUCCAUUGCUUGAAGGUGAAGUGUUCAUUUUUAUUUCAGUUGUGAAUUAAUGAUCGUCUAAAGGUUGAUCAUCUUUAAUACCAUGGUUUUAUCCGUGGAAGUUCUGUGUAAGGAAGCACAACAGUGUGAACAGAAGCAGAGGAAGAAAUACACAGCCACCUUAGAACAAUUAUCGGCAUUUGAAGUAUUGCUUGAUGAGGUUUAUGUGGAUUGUCGCCCUAAACCAAGUGAUUAUGAUGCUCGAAGAGAUUUGCUUCGUAUCUUUAAUGAAAUAGCAAAGGAGGUUUAUGGCAAUUCUGCUGAUGCUCCUGUCGUUGAGGUGUUUGGGUCAUUUUCGAUGGAUUUAUUCUGUGUUAAAAGUGACUUGGAUCUAUCUAUCAACUUCACCAACAGAAAAGUUAACAUUACACGGGAGAAGAAGAUUCAGACUCUGAGGAAAUUUGCAAAAAAAUUUUAUCUACUUCAAAGGAAUGGUUUUGUUUAUGGUGUCAAUCCAAUUACAACUGCCAGGGUGCCAGUUCUCAAAGUUGUUGACCGAGGAACUGAAAUUGAAUGUGAUAUAUCAGUUGAAAACCGGGAUGGGAUUUCAAAAUCAAAGACAAUUUACAUGAUUGGUGCCAUUGAUGAACGUUUUCGGAAAUUGAGCUUCUUGAUGAAAGCAUGGGCGAAAGCACAAAAUAUUAACAGCGCAAAGGAUCAAACAUUGAAUUCUUUAUCCAUAAUACUCUUGGUUGCUUUCCAUUUGCAGACGCGAAAUCCUCCCAUACUGCCUCCAUUUUCCGCCUUAUUCAGAGAUGGUAAUGACUCAGUAGCAGUGGAGAGCUCUGUGUGUAAGUUUUCAAACUAUGGAAUCAGAAAUAAAGAAUCAGUGGCUGAGCUCUUUGUUUCUCUAUUAAACAAGUUUCUAUCAGUUGAGAAGCUCUGGUCCGAAGGGUUGUGUGCCAGCACAUUUGAAGGAUCUUGGAUAUCUCAAACACGGGGUUUUGGAGUUGGCCGUAUAAAUGUUGAAGAUUUCGCUGAUAGAUCUCAAAAUGUUGCAAGGGCAGUAGGAGCAGAAGAAGUUAAAAAGAUUUACAGCUGUAUCCAGCUAUCAGUCCAACACAUAUUUGAUUUCUUACAUAAAAAGAUUGGAGGGAACUCUUUAAGGGAGUUCCUAUUUGGCCAAAAUGUAGCCUCCAAGCUAGCUGGCGCUGGUACUGCAAAAUCUAUUGCGAAAGGAAUACAAGCUCGUGCUUCUGGAAAAAAGGAGGUGCAAUCUGUUACAUUGUCAAAAGGAAAUAAAAAAACUGUACAUGUUGAUUCUAUCUUGACAAAAAGCAGGACAUCUGCGAGAAGUCCGAGAGGGAUGGCACAAGGAAAACGUAAACUUCUGGGGCCAACUGACUCUUCCUUGACAAAAAGAAGUCGAACAGAUGAUUGGUUGGGAGGCGCCUUCUCUGAGUUGUCAAGAAGGCAGCCAGGACAACAGCCUAUGCCUUACUACUUGAUGAAUAGUUGGGAACCAGUGGCAAUGAUCUCAAGAGAAGCCAUGUACAAUAGGCCUCAACCUGUUUCGUUUGAGCCUACCUAUGGAAGGAUGAGAUUUGCAGAACCUUCUGGACACCCAAAUCUGAUUGCUCCAGCUGUUCCUCAUAUGUUUCCGUCCAGACCCCCUAUAGGUAGUCAAAUUUCUUAUGAGCCAUUGAGACAUCCUGUUGGUUAUCCUAAUUCGGUUUAUGAUUCUAUGCAUUCCUCAGCAUAUUUUUUGCCCCCUCAUCCUAGGAGGUUUUGAUGUGUAAGGUUAAACCUAAUGAUUCCUCAUCAAUGUAAUUCUGCCAUGGGGAUGUAGAAGUUGAAACAGAUACUAGUUUAAGGG